AUGUGUUUUUACGGACAAUUCCGUCGAAAUUUUGCUUCCCUUUUUGACAUUUCUAAUCCACGUGUGUGGUUUAUUCAGGCAGAAGCUACUUUUCGAUGUCGUAAGAUCACCCCACAAGCUUCCAUGUUUUCUUACGUCGUCUCGCGCUCACCUGACUCCAUUGCAUCUGAAGUCAUUGAUAUUCUUGAUCAUAUGCCUGUUGAAGCGCCGUCUGAUAAACUUAAAGCAGCUAUCCUUAAACGCACAACUACGUCUGAUGAAGCUCGUCUCCAACAGUUACUUUCCGGCGUCGAGCUUGACGACCACACCCCAUCUCAGCUUCUAAGACACAUGC
Messenger RNA from Dicrocoelium dendriticum, 334 nucleotides. The record is from the annotation of a GenBank genome assembly. NCBI's taxonomy places the organism in Eukaryota, Metazoa, Platyhelminthes, Trematoda, Plagiorchiida, Dicrocoeliidae.